UCAAAGUCAAAAAGUCGUCAAGAAGUAGAAGACUAAUGAAACAACUGGAUCAGGAGAGAAAAAAAAAAAAAGAUGAAGAAAAAAUACAAGUGGAAUUUGAAUCAACAAACAUGUCUGACAUACAGGAAAAGGAUGUAGAAAACAAAACCGAUGAUUUAGUCGUCAAGAUAAAGAAUGCUGAACUAGUUACUUUCAAAUGUAAAGAUGCUUUGGUUGCGGAUAAAGAUAACUACAGUUCUGAAGACGAUAUUGAAGCAAGCCCAGGAUACCAGUUCAAGAAUAAGUCGGACAGAUCUGAAAAUGUCAAGUUUUUUCUUAAAAGUGGUUGUAUACCAGAUGCUGCAAUGAUUCACGCUGCAAGAAAGCGUAGACAACAAGCAAGAGAAUUGGGUCAUGAACAUAUUCCAUUGGAUGAACAAGAGGACAUUUGUAAUUCUAGAUUAGUUCUCAAAGAUGAUCGUAACCACAGUGAUGAUGAUUCCCACGAACGACUUAACAUGUCUGUUGAUACAAACACAUUGGAUAAAGAAAAACGACGGCAAGCUUUUAUUAACUCACAAGUACCACUUAUUAAAUUAUCUGACGAUGGAAGUCAACUUGAAAUAGAAGAAUGGGAAACUCAACAAAUAAGAAAAGGUGUUACUGGAGCUCAGAUAGUGGCAGUGCAACAGGAUUCAAUGUUCCCGUACAAUUCAAUAAAUCUUACGUGUAAUCAAGAACCUGUUGUAAAUUCAGUUAUAUCAAAUACUAUACCAGUAGCACCACCACCACCCAUGAUACAACCUCCAGAUCCUACAAAGUGCAUUCCUGUAAGUGCCGAAGAAAUAUUGGAGAAAAUGCGUGAGAGGCUAGUUAACUUGCGAGAAAUUCAUCGCCGCCACGAGUUAAAUUUUAAUACUGUCAUAGAAGAUUUGGCACAAAGCAAAAUUGAACUGAAAGAAGGAGAAAAUAGAGAACCUGAACUAGCUCAACGCUACAGAUAUUACCAAGAGCUACGUGGAUACAUCAUUGACUUUGUUGAGUGUCUUAACGAGAAACUACCCAUAAUUCGCUCAAUGGAAUCUCAAUGGCUAGAACUAUUUGGAAAUAGAUCCAGAGAAUUAAGAGAAAGACGAAGGCAGGAUACAAGAGAUCAGGCUGAUGAAAUCACUAGUGCUGGAAGAGCUCAAAGUUUUAGAAGAUGUCCAGAAGAUGAUGCACGCAUGAAACGAGCUACAGAGAGAGAAGGAAGGAGAGCACGAAGACGUAGAGCUAGAGAACUUGCCCCAAUCAUGGAAAGACACAUGGAUGGUAUGUCUAGUGACGAUGAGGUAACAGAGCAGAAAAAUCUUCUUUUCAGACAAGCAAAAGAGGAUAUUGAAAAGGAGUCUCGAGAAAUAUUUUCAGAUGUUGAGGACGACUUUUCUUCGUUGAAGGGAGUUUUAAGUAAACUAGAAGACUGGAAGAAAGCAGAUCCAGAAUCAUAUAAUGAAGCAUAUGUACCUUUAUGCAUUCCUAAAAUAAUUUCUCCUCUAGUUUGUCUUCAACUCAUUACAUGGAACCCUGUCAUGGAAAAUGUAGAACUGGAAAGAUUCAAAUGGUUCAAUUCCUUAAUUUUAUACGCAUUUGAUCCGAACGAAAUUGAAGAAUUUUUACGAUGUGAUCCAGAUGUAUACUUAAUUCCAUCGGUAAUUGAGAAAGUUGUUCUUCCAAAACUAACAACAAUCGUGGAAAAAAUUUGGGAUCCAAUGUCAACAACCCAAACUCUUCAGUUAGUAAAAAUAACUUCACGUUUUAUUAAAGAGUAUCCAAAUCUCAAUGAAACAAGUAAACAAUUGGAGAAACUUUUUAACACGAUUUUGGAACAAAUGCGUGUAGCUGUAGAAAACGAUGUGUUUAUUCCAAUAUUUCACAAACAAAUGGACGCUAAACAUCCGUUCUUUCAGCGCCAAUUUUCCAUGGCUAUUAAAUUGCUUCGAAAUUUAUUUAGUUGGCAAGGCCUUAUUGGAGAUAUGAUACUUAAAAAUAUUGCCUUAGGAUCGCUAUUAAAUAGAUAUAUUCUUACGGGAUUGCGUGCUUUUCCUACUGCUGAUGCACUAGUUAAAGCAAAAAUGAUAAUGAACAUGUUGCCAAGUGCAUGGCUGCAAGGAGAUAUGCUUGAUCACUUGACAAUGUUUGCGGAAACAAUUUUUAAAGCCAGUAAGCAACUUGAUCAAGAUAAUCCAGAUCAUGAUGAAGCCUGGGAACAUUCCAAAUCUAUUUUAAAAAUGAUCAAACAUCUGUGAAUAGUCAAGAAAGACCAUGGCGCUUAUAUUCUAAGUAUAAAACUUGAAGAUGUGAAUAAUUAAAAGUCAAAGGGUUUCGACAGUUUGUUAAUCUACCUCCAUUGAUCAUCGAAUUUACUGUUGAACUCAUCAAUGUCUUGAUAUGAUCAUGUACUUUUUAGACAUCAUUACUAAUCUUGUUGAUUGUCCAUAAACAAGAAUAAAUGAAAGAAAAUUUAAAUGCAACAAAAAAUCAGUAUUGUUACUACGAACUUAGAAAAAUUUGCUUUACUUACUUAGAUAAAGUAUGCACGUUUUUUAUCUGAUUAGUUAAAAAAUAAAAAAACCAGAGGUCAGUGGAUGCUUGGGUACCCUAAUAUGAAGUUAUACUUCUA
Messenger RNA from Copidosoma floridanum, 2638 nucleotides. Its product is annotated as PAX3- and PAX7-binding protein 1. Gene Ontology annotation, cellular component: nucleus. The record is from RefSeq and is a predicted model, not a curated record. Lineage: Eukaryota; Metazoa; Arthropoda; Insecta; Hymenoptera; Encyrtidae. Gene Ontology annotation, biological process: mRNA splicing, via spliceosome. Gene Ontology annotation, molecular function: DNA binding.